Cutaneotrichosporon oleaginosum is the source of this 1882-nucleotide messenger RNA. RefSeq lists its product as uncharacterized. Lineage: Eukaryota; Fungi; Basidiomycota; Tremellomycetes; Trichosporonales; Trichosporonaceae. The record is from RefSeq and is a predicted model, not a curated record.
CGUCCUCCUCCUCGUCCUCCUCCUCGUGCUCACCCCAGAUCCCUCCUCCCUCCUCUUCACCUCGCCCCCCCCCCCUCACUCUCACUCAUCCAUUACUCCUCGUCGACAACAACUCUUAGAUCUCUUAUCUCUUACUCAUCCUCAUCCUCUCUCUCUCCCUCUCUCUCUCUCUUGCUCUUCAUCCUCCCGCCCCCUUCACUCUACUCGCUUUAUAUACUCUACACUCGGCAGGCCCGCGUGUACAUCAAUCAUCUACCUCGACAUCCCUAACAAUCGUCGCUCUUUCCUUCCCACACUUCAUCAACCUCCUCUGCCUCCUCGCUCCUCGCCCGCUCCUCACGCUCGGGCCAUCACUUCGACAAACCAACCCCCUCCCUAUCGGCUACACUCGCUCGCCGAUAUCCUCCCCGCCUUCGAUUCCACCUGGUGUGAACGCGUUGUCGGCUGGCCCCGACGCCUUGAGCAACACUUUCGUCCACCUUAUUAACAAUGCGCGUCGUAUCCCUCGCAGCCCUCGCUGCCCUUCCCGCUCUCGUGGCCGCGGACCCAGCGUGGCAUCAUCGCCACCGCAAUCGCCAGCCAGCCGCAUGGCAUCAGCGCUCAGGUUUGGCCGAGCGCCAGGGCGGCGUCCUCGCGUCCCUCAUCAGCGACGUGUUGAACCCGGGAGGUGAUGUUUCCUCCACAUCAUCGACCCAGCGCCCGACGUCCUCGCCUUUGAGCCAGUCCUCGACUUCCACACCAGCUUCGUCGACCCAGAGGCCACCUAGCUCGAGCAGCUCGGCUAGCUCGGCUAGACCCACAUCGUCGUCCGCCGCACCUUCCUCAUCCCCGACCAGCGAAACUUCUUCGGCAACUCCCACAUCUGAGGCGCCUUCUACAACCGAGGAGCCAUCAUCCUCUACGUCGUCUUCAACUUCGUCGUCCUCGGAACCGUCCGUCAGAUACAUCACCAAGACGGUCGAUGGCCAGGCUCAGGUCGUCACUGAGACUCCCGCGAACAGUGACAAGGCCGGCGGUGGCAGCAUCGGCACCGGUGCAAUUGUCGGCAUUGCCGUCGGUGCAGGCGUGGUCGUCAUCGCAAUUGUCGCGGUGAUCAUCAUGUUUGCGCGCCGUAGCCGCUCGUCGAGCGACGACGACGCUAUCCGCUGGCCCGAGCUCAACCACCACGGCGACACUGAGGUCCAGCAUGCGCUGCCAGUCCACCAGUCGGACAAGCACGGUGUCGGAGACCGCCGCAUGUCGCUCGGCUCUGAACUCGACGAGCCGCAGUACCUGCAGCCUGAGAACGACUACCCACACAAUGGCGCCCAGGGUGGCCUUGGCGGCUCGGCGUUUGGCGCCGCCGCCGACUUCAACAACUACGACAGCGAGAAGUACGCCUACGACCCGAACCCGCCGCAGCACCGUGCCGUUUCGCCCUACUCGUACGACGACGACAACUACACGACCUUCCCCCCGCCCGUCCAGCCGCAGCCGAGCCCUGUGCACGGUGUGCGCCCGGACUGGGCGACCGAUGGCUCAUACUCUGACGGCCACACCGGCCACAACGGGUAUGCGACGAUGCACCGCGGCAACUCGCCACCCAUGGCUGGCGUGGGGUCAUACUUCGCCUCUGGUCAGCACUCGCCGCCUCCGAUGGCUGGCGUGGGUGCGGGUGGCAUGGGCUACCCUCCUCCACAGCAGCCACACUACUAAGGGGCGAGCUCGCUGGCCGAGCCGUCUGGGCGGGGACGGGGCGUGCAGGUGUAUAAACAGUCGUAUGAACUCUGUUGCAUGCGAGGAUGGAGUGUGCUAGAUGCAACAAGGUCUGAACCCAGUGGCAGUGUCGGAGCGAGACUGGGGGGUCAGUAGUAAUCGAUGAAUCGGGAGAGCACGUGCAAAU